This is a messenger RNA of Aureobasidium subglaciale EXF-2481, 1836 nucleotides long. RefSeq lists its product as uncharacterized. Bases 308 to 1630 code for a protein of 440 amino acids. The transcript has a single exon. The record is from RefSeq and is a predicted model, not a curated record. Gene Ontology annotation, biological process: amino sugar metabolic process; peptidoglycan turnover. Lineage: Eukaryota; Fungi; Ascomycota; Dothideomycetes; Dothideales; Saccotheciaceae. Gene Ontology annotation, molecular function: phosphotransferase activity, alcohol group as acceptor; ATP binding.
UUGCUAUGAUAUUUGGCUCACCCCAUGGCGCCUGACUGCCGAUGUCGUGGAGAUGACGGAUUGAUGUUCGGGUAAUCGCUUAAUCGCGAUCGUGACGGUCUCAUUACGAGCACCCGAUUAAGCGAUUACUCUCCCCACUCGCACCCCAGGCUCGCGGACGACUGGAUGUUCAAGGUCCCUCCGUGUUGUCGGCAUUUAGCUUAUGACAUCUUGGCAGAAUUCAUUUAUUUACCGUGACAAGCUGCUUUAUUGAACCCUCAUUCCUUCGUCCUCACAACUCAUUUCCUUACCUCCUACCACGAUCAUCAUGAACGGCAAUACAGAAUACAUCAAUGGCGACCGGACGGCGCUAGAUCUUACUGUACUCGGGCUCAACAGUGGAACAAGCAUGGAUGGUAUCGAUUGCGCGCUAUGCAGAUUCCGACAAACUGGUCCCGAAGCACCAGUGCACUUCGAGCUGCUCAAAUAUGGCGAGAUUCCUUUGGAGCAAAAGAUCAAGAAGCGAGUCAUGAACAUGAUCUUGCACAACAGCACUACACCAGAGGAACUGUCCGAAGUCAACGUCUUGCUGGGCAACACAUUCGCUUCAGCAGUAAAAGACUUCUGCAGAGAUGAAGAUGUCCCCAUGGCAGAUAUUGAUGUGAUUGGAUCGCAUGGUCAGACGAUAUGGCUGCUCAGUAUGCCUGAGGCUGGUCAGACAAAGAGCGCGUUGACCAUGGCUGAGGGCACCUUCAUCGCUGCACAGACAGGAAUCACUACUGUGACGGACUUCCGUGUCAGCGACCAAGCUGCUGGUCGACAGGGAGCACCUCUCAUCGCCUUUUUCGACGCCCUAUUACUGCAUCACCCAACGAAGCUGAGGGCUUGCCAGAACAUCGGUGGUAUUGCCAAUGUUUGCUUCAUUCCACCUGACAAUGCUGGUGGCAUUGACCAGUGCUUCGACUUCGAUACUGGUCCAGGCAAUGUUUUCAUCGAUGCGGUUGUACGACACUACACCUGCGGCAAGCAAGAGUACGACAAGGACGGUGCCAUGGGUAAGCGUGGAACCGUAAACCAGGAUCUGAUCGACGAGUUCUUGAAGUUUAAGUACUUCAAGCUGGAUCCUCCAAAGACGACUGGCAGAGAGGUGUUCAGAGACACCAUGGCACACGACCUGAUCGAGAGAGCAGAGAAGCUGGGCAUGUCACAAGAUGAUGUUGUCGCUACCGUGACACGCAUCACUGCGCAAGCCAUUGUCGACCACUACCGCCGUUAUGCACCGUCACAAGACAUCGACGAGAUUUUCAUGUGCGGCGGCGGUGCGUACAACCCGAACAUCACCGACUUCCUUCAGAAGAGUUAUCCAAACACCAAGAUUUUCAUGCUAGAUGAUGCAGGAGUUCCUGCUGGUGCCAAGGAAGCGAUCACCUUUGCAUGGCAGGCGAUGGAAGCAGUUGUUGGCCGAUCGAUACCUGUGCCCGACAGAGUAGAAACAAGGCAGGAAUAUGUGCUUGGAAAAGUGGCACCCGGAAAGAACUACAGAACAGUCAUGAAGCAAGGCAUGAUGUUCGGAGAAGGUAACAGACUGCCGCCAGUGAAGGAGAUGAUUAACUAUGUGAACGGCAAGGUGUUUGACAACAAUUGGGCAUAGAAGGUUUUCCUUGGAGUUGAAUGUAGCAUUUCAUGAGCGACUCGUCUAGCAUAUUGUUAGCAAAUUCAUCUGUUCGUUCUUGCCUGGAUAGCUGUAGCUUUGAAAAUCGUUCACUGACAUCAACCCUGCGAUCAGGACAUCCCGCGGUGCACGUUGAAGUUUUGAGCGUAUAAGUGUCUUCGCGAUGUAUGCGUCAUAAUAAUUAA